This is a messenger RNA of Melospiza georgiana, 1314 nucleotides long. RefSeq names its product lipase member M-like. The record is from RefSeq and is a predicted model, not a curated record. NCBI's taxonomy places the organism in Eukaryota, Metazoa, Chordata, Aves, Passeriformes, Passerellidae. The annotation marks the transcript as partial. Gene Ontology annotation, molecular function: hydrolase activity, acting on ester bonds. The transcript is spliced from 10 exons.
ACAGUGCAUGACCAUCCUUUCACUGCCAGCACCGCUUCCAAACAGGCAGGAAUUGAGUUUUCAUUCUUCUGCAGCCGCAGCUGCUCAGCCAAACACAUGACUUUGGGCACAAGGGAGAAGAUAUGGCUGUUUGUUGCUGUGACAUAUUUGUUUCAGACAGUUGCUUAUUCAGAAGAACUGAGAAGAAUGAAGAGAGUUGUGGAUCCUGAAGCCUUUAUGAGUAUUAAUGAGCUUAUUACUUACAAAGGGUACCCCAGUGAGGAGUAUGAAGUGGUGACAGAAGAUGGUUAUACCAUUACCAUUAACAGAAUCCCUUAUGGUACUCAGAAUCAAGGAAGCACAGCUUCAAGGCCUGUUGUGUUUCUCCAGCAUGGAUUAUUGGGAGAUGCUCGUAACUGGGUCACCAACUUGCCCAACAACAGCUUGGGCUUCCUGCUAGCUGAUGCUGGAUUUGAUGUUUGGAUGGGAAAUAGCAGAGGCAAUCGCUGGUCAAGAAAACACCAGAAGUAUUCCAUUGAUCAAGAUGAAUUCUGGGCUUUCAGUUUUGAUGAGAUGGCAAAGUUUGAUCUUCCAGCAGCAAUAAAUUUCAUUUUGGAGAAAACGGGACAGGAAAAAUUGUACUAUAUUGGCUAUUCUCAAGGUACUACCAUUGCUUUCAUUGCAUUUUCAACAAUGCCAGAGCUGGCUCAAAAAAUCAAACUCUUCUUUGCAUUGGCACCUGUCACUGCUAUUAAGUACGCUAAAGGCCCAGCAACAAAACUCCUCUACCUUCCUGAGAAAAUGCUCAGGGGUAUGCUGGGCAACAGAGAAUUCCUUCCCCAGACUGAGUGUUUAACAAAGAUAAUAGCCCCUGUCUGCAGCUACCAAGCUUUUGCCAGGCUUUGUAGAAGUGUCUUCUUCAAUCUGGGUGGCUGUAACCUGAAAAACAUUGAUGUGAGCCGAAUCAACGUGUAUAUUGCCCAAACCACUGCUGGAACUUCUGUGCAGAACAUAAUCCACUGGAGUCAGGAGGCCCGCUCAGGGAAGUUCCAAGCUUAUGACUGGGGCAGUUCAAAGAAGAACAUGGAAAAAUACCGACAGACUAUUCCUCCUCUCUACAACAUAGAAGAGAUGACUGUACCAACUGCAGUAUGGACUGGGGGACGAGACCUGCUGGCAGAUCCCAAGGAUGCAGCCAUUUUACUGUCCAAAAUCAAGAAGCUUAGCUAUCACAAGAAGAUUCCUGAAUGGGCACACCUGGAUUUCAUCUGGGGACUGGAUGCACCUUUACAUGUAUACAAUGAAAUUAUUGACCUGAUGCAGAAGUAUCCUUAA